AUGCCCCAGGGCCGGUCUUUCCUGGCCAGCCUGUUGCAUCUUCUUUCCACAGUUCAUGACCAGGAUUCUGUUGUCCACCUGGACUGCCACGCCAUCUCGGACCUUGCCAUGUGGAACACCUUCCUUUCAGAUUGGAACGGCAUUUCCCUCUUUGUUCCCCGCUGGGACUCGGCUUCCCAGAUUAUUUUCUCGGACGCAGCCGGUUCCAUCGGCUUUGCUGCUAUCUUCAGGUCCCACUGGCUGGCGGCCAGGUGGCCUCCGGAAAUCCAAGCAGACCCAGCUGCCAUCGGGUCUCCUCCCCUCCUGGAAUUAUAUCCCAUCGUGGCUGCCGCCUUGGUCUGGGGCAGCUCCUGGUCCAACCUGCCAGUUUUGUUUGUCACGGACAACCAGUCCCUGGUCGAUAUUAUCAAUUCCGGAAAUGCCCGAAGCGGAUCAUUCCGGCACUCAGGUUCCUCCAUUCAGCUCAUUCAUCCUGGAUUAGCAUCUCUGGUGGUCCAGGCAGAGAGACUGGUCGAGGGUUCUCUUUCUCACAACACGGCUAGGAAUUAUCGGGCCGGGUUCACAGCUUUCAGCAAGUUUGCUCGAGAAUUCCCAAGGGGUCAGCUGGAGGAAACCUCAUAUGUCAUGGCGUUCAUUGCAUUUUUCCACACCCGCCUCUCCUUGUUGCACAGCACCAUCAAGCUAUAUUUAGCGGGGCUCCAGCAUCAUCGCUUGAUCGCCAAGCCAGAUGGGGGUUCCAUCCUCGCUUCACAAGCUGUCAAAGCAACACUCAGGGGUCUGCAGAAGAAGAGGAAGGGUCCGCGCACCCGUAGACUGCCGGUGUCGGGGGAAUUGUUCAGAGCCCUAUCCUCGGCCUUAGACGGCAGUCCUUUUGGGCCCUCUCUCAGCACGGUUCUGAAGACGGCUAUUUACCUCGGGUUCUACGGCUUCCUCAGGCCUGGUGAAUUCACGUCGGGCUCCGGGCAUCAUAGCUUCCUCCAGAAACGCCACCUAGUCUGGUCCGCAGACCAUUUUGUCCUCCAUCUCCCGUCCUCCAAAAGCAACCAGUCUGGUCCUCCCACGGAGAUUAAGUUUUUCCCUUCAGGUAACUAUUGGUGCCCGGUCGAGGUUCUGUGGCAAUUAUCGUCCUGCUUCACGGUCUCUCCACCAGACUCCCCUCUUCUGCCUUGUAUGUUGACCUUUCUGUGCAGUAAUCCUAACUUUCCUAGCAUUGGGGUCAUCAAUCCCUUUGCAAGCGAGAAGGAAAGCCCCCAUAAACUUUUGCUCAUCUCUUUUGACGGAUUCCGUUGGGACUACGACCAAGAUGUUGAUACCCCCAAUAUGGAUAUCCUGAAUAAUGAUGGAGUAAAAGCAAAGUACAUGACUCCAGCAUUUAUAACGAUUACAAGCCCUUGCCAUUUCACCCUGCUGACUGGAAGAUACAUUGAGAACCAUGGUGUAAUACACAACAUGUACUUUAAUGUCACUAAUUUGAAAAAGGAAAAUUAUCUCUCUACGCAAGGCAUCUCAGCCUGGUGGGAUAAUGGAACGCUUCCUAUCUGGAUCACAGCUCAGAGACAGGGUCUAAAAACUGGAUCCCUUUUCUUUCCUGGUGGCAAUGCUACGUAUGGAGGUGAAACUGUGAACUUUAAAAAAGUUGAGAGCAGACUACACAACUAUAGCAAUGAAACAGAAUGGAAACAGAAUGUCGAAACAGUGAUGACAUGGUUUACAGAGGAAGAUCUUGAUUUUGUGGCUCUGUAUUUUGGAGAACCUGAUAGUGUAGGACACAAAUAUGGACCAGAAUCUCAGGAGCGUAAAGACAUGGUUAGACAAGUAGAUCGCAUGGUUGGACACAUACGAAAUCGAGUGAAACACCAUGACUUGGAAUCCAAACUGAAUAUUAUAAUCAUUGCAGAUCAUGGCAUGACUAAAGUAGAAAAAGGGUCGGAUGAGAUUGUACUGAGAAAUAUACCAGAUUUCUCUUUUAAUGAUCUUCAGUUUCAUUUAGUGGAUUAUGGGCCAGCAGGACUUUUGCUACCUAAAGAGGGAAAAUUGGAAAAAGUAUAUCAAGCGUUAAAAGGUGCUCAUCCUAAAUUAAAUGUCUACAAGAAAGAGGAUGUUCCAAAAAGAUUGCACUUUUCAAACAAUGCAAGAAUCACGCCAUUAGUACUAUAUGGGGAACCAGGAUAUGUCAUACAUAGUUAUAUGAAGUUCCAAUUUAACAAUGGUGAACAUGGCUUCGAUAAUGAUGUUAUGGAUAUGAAAACCAUAUUUAGAGCUGUAGGUCCUUCAUUCAAAAAGGGCCUGAUAGUAGAACCAUUUGAAAGUGUUAAUGUCUAUGCUCUAAUGUGUGAGCUGCUGGGAAUAACACCAGAGCCUCAUGAUGGAGACCUUGAAGUAACAAAGAACAUGUUGCUGAUGGACAACCAGAAGGAUACAGGCUCUGAAACGGAUGUGUUUUUCCAUGCUACAAUUGGAUUGACUGUUGUAAUUGGAAUCCUUUUUAUUGCUUUUGUCAUAACAGUAAUCGUCAUGGCUAUCAAAAGGCGGAGAAAAACAACAGCUUAA
This is a messenger RNA of Bufo gargarizans (Asiatic toad), 2550 nucleotides long. RefSeq names its product ectonucleotide pyrophosphatase/phosphodiesterase 7 (gene ENPP7). The record is from RefSeq and is a predicted model, not a curated record. The coding region runs from base 1 to 2550 and encodes 849 amino acids. NCBI's taxonomy places the organism in Eukaryota, Metazoa, Chordata, Amphibia, Anura, Bufonidae. The transcript has 7 exons.